Messenger RNA from Physella acuta, 442 nucleotides. Its product is annotated as PIH1 domain-containing protein 1-like. NCBI's taxonomy places the organism in Eukaryota, Metazoa, Mollusca, Gastropoda, Physidae. The record is from RefSeq and is a predicted model, not a curated record. Gene Ontology annotation, biological process: box C/D snoRNP assembly; rRNA processing. Gene Ontology annotation, cellular component: ribonucleoprotein complex; R2TP complex; cytoplasm.
CUUAUAAUGGAUAUGGAUGGCACUGAAGGAUACCAGCUCCCCACUCAGCAACCAGAAAAAAGAAAUUUAAUUGAGGAAAUGAAACAGCAAGAACAAGAACUACAGAAAAAAGCACCUGAGCCCAGUUUUACAAUCGUCCAAGAGCCUCCAGAAGGACACCCUGAUUUUUUGGUGGCUGAAAUUUCACUCCCUAAUAUUAAAACUGCCCAGUCUUUGACCCUGAAUGUUGGGGAAGACAGACUCAUGUUGACCACAAGAUCACAUGUUUAUUACCUUGAUAUUUUCCUGCCUUUUGAUUUGUUAUUUGAUGAAUGCGGUGCCCAGUUUGAUAGAAAUUCUAAGAUUCUCACAGUAACCAUGCCAGUAAAACCACUAGCAGAGAGAUGAUGCAUUGUGGGUCUGAUUCUGUCAAGCAUUUAUCAAGCUCAUUUUGUACAUUUUC